This is a messenger RNA of Aedes aegypti (yellow fever mosquito), 1205 nucleotides long. RefSeq names its product serine protease easter. NCBI's taxonomy places the organism in Eukaryota, Metazoa, Arthropoda, Insecta, Diptera, Culicidae. Gene Ontology annotation, molecular function: serine-type endopeptidase activity. Gene Ontology annotation, biological process: proteolysis. The record is from RefSeq and is a predicted model, not a curated record. The transcript is spliced from 4 exons. Bases 72 to 1142 code for a protein of 356 amino acids.
AUACGUGUAUCAGUUAGAAGAUUGAUCUCUCGACCAUCGGACACGAUCGUCUACAAUCAUCGCAGUCCGAGAUGGUUUCUUCAGUCGUGCUGUUUUUGUUGAUACUGAGAAUCGCUUUCGCCCGAAGUGAACUCAAUGACACUUGUAUAACAACGAAUAACCGAGUUGGACGGUGUGUAACUGCUAAAGAUUGUCAAUUUGCCCUAGAUAUUCUACGGUCGAAACAUAAUACUCCUGAACAAUACUACUUCAUAGAACACAACAAAUGUGGUCAGGUGUCUGAUGGUGCUAAUCCACCUAAGUCAUUGGUAUGCUGCCCGAUCAUACAAAAUGUGGCAGGAUGUGGAGUUUCAAAACUCGCAAACCGUAUAUUCGGAGGCGAAGAAACGGGAGUUGGUUUGUACCCCUGGGCAGGUGUCAUUCAAUAUCGAGUCAGCAAAAGGAGAUUUUCUGUAUACUGUGGAGCAUCCCUGGUGCAUCAUCAAUGGGCGUUAACAGCGGCACACUGUAUCAUCAGCAUCCCGAGGUCUUGGUCAAUCCACCGUAUUAGAUUUAACGAAUGGGAUACUACAAAAAAGGCAAAUUGUACCAUCAAAAAUGAUGUUGAAAUAUGCCGAGCAGUGUACGAAAUAGAGGAAGCUUUUUCUCAUCCUAUGUAUCAGGUACAUAAUCCAAACAUGAGGCACGACAUUGGGCUGCUGAAAACGAAAACAAUCGUCAACAUCAAUGAUUUUGUGAUACCAAUUUGCUUGCCAUUUAGUGAAGAGGUCAGACAGCUGCCGAUUGAUCAGGAGGAGUUCGUCGUCACCGGCUGGGGACAAACAGAUCGAGCAACACCCGGAAUACAAAGACAUGUUAUGUUGAUCGGUCAAAAGAAAAGUGUUUGCGAUGAAGCAUUUGAAUCGCAGCGUAUAGUACUGUCUCAGGAUCAGCUAUGCAUCGGAGGAUCUGGAGGUCAAGAUUCCUGUCGCGGCGAUUCCGGUGGACCGUUAACACGGGAAUAUGGACUCGUAAACUAUCUCGUUGGAGUUGUUAGCUUUGGAGCGUACAAAUGUGGCACCAGCAACCAUCCCGGCGUUUAUACCAAUGUGGGUAACUAUCUGGACUGGAUAGAGGAAACUAUGAUAACAAACUCUGUAUAGGGUAGAAAUAGAGAUGUUUGAAAAUUAAAUAUAUUGGUUUGUUCAGAGAACAUUCGAUAGCAA